AUGACCACAGCAACUGAUGUGACCAGUGCGUUUGAUAUAGAGUUCAGGUACAUGUACGAGAUACCUUCUCAUUCAGUGGUCCACAUGCCACAUGUGCAUCCAAGCAACCCGUACACAAUGAUUUGUACUCAUUAUAAACCUUACGACCCGAACUCAUGUCUUGCGGGUAGCGAUUGCAGGUUUCUACACGCCAAUGUUGAUUACAGCACGCUGAAGGCGCAUCCCAUUCAUGUGAAUUACAUAUGGCGCCACGAGCAGUGCUGUAUGUACGAACGCUGUCAAUCGGGUGAUGUGCUUGAGGUUCUGCUUCCCAAUAAUAAAAAACCAAUUGAGAGGAUUGCUAGCGGACUCGUUCUUGUUACACAAGCAGUUAUUCCUCGCCGGAGACCGAGGGCAAAGCCACUUUCUCAUUGCGCACAUUACUAUUUUAAUGGCGUAUGUCAUCGUGGCGCGUCCUGCAACUUUGUUCAUGCUGUUGCCGUCGACCCUGAAGUGGAUCUCAGCUCCAAACGUGUUCUUUGCCGCUCUCAUCGGCGCCAUCACGCCAGUGGUAAUAAAUCCGCUGUGAAGACGGCGUGUGGGAGCCCUCUCGACAGUUCUCCGAACCCGUGUGCUGCAGGAGUACCCGCCAGCAUUGCAACAAUGGUUUGUAAGCGAGCCCCUUCUACAGUUUACAGCGGCUCAUCAUUUUCCGCCUCUGCAGUUGGAAGUAUGCAAUAUGGACUUUCUGGAAGUGGCCAUCAACAUGAUGAUUGCACUACAUCUGACAUGAACACCAUUUCUGAUGGCAGUGCUCCUCGGCGCCCACGUUUCUACCGACAUAAUCCUUACCAGCAGCUGUAA
Messenger RNA from Trypanosoma brucei brucei TREU927, 843 nucleotides. RefSeq lists its product as hypothetical. The transcript has a single exon. Lineage: Eukaryota; Euglenozoa; Kinetoplastea; Trypanosomatida; Trypanosomatidae. The record is from RefSeq and is a predicted model, not a curated record. The coding region runs from base 1 to 843 and encodes 280 amino acids. Gene Ontology annotation, molecular function: metal ion binding.